AUGGGUCGACGACCUGCAAGGUGUUAUCGAUAUAUCAAAAACAAACCCUAUCCAAAGUCUCGAUUCUGUCGAGGUGUACCGGAUCCUAAAAUUCGUAUUUUUGAUUUGGGGAAAAAAAAAGCAACGGUAGAUGAAUUUCCUUUGUGUGUACACUUGAUGUCCAAUGAACGCGAACAUCUUUCAUCUGAGGCACUUGAGGCUGCUCGUAUCUGUGCAAACAAAUAUAUGGUGAAAAACUGUGGAAAAGAUGGUUUUCACAUGCGUGUUCGUAAACACCCAUAUCACGUUGUGCGGAUUAAUAAAAUGUUGUCUUGUGCUGGUGCAGAUCGUUUACAAACUGGCAUGCGUGGAGCCUUUGGGAAACCGCAGGGCUUGGUUGCAAGAGUUGAUAUUGGUGAUAUAUUAAUAUCAGUUCGAGUAAAAGAACAGGUUUGUACCGCUUUACAUGUCGGGAAAUUAAAGCAAAAAUUUGUGGAAGCUUUUCGGAGGGCGAAAUUCAAGUUUCCUGGUCGUCAACUUGUUGUUGUGUCAAGAAAAUGGGGCUUCACUAAAUGGGAUAAACAAGAUUACGAAAGAAUGCGUGAGGAAGGGCGUUUGGUGCCAGAUGGUGCUACAUGCAAACUUGUUCGGGAGCACGGUCCUUUAUCUAAGUGGAUUAAUUAUCCCAUAUAA
Thelazia callipaeda (thelaziosis nematode) is the source of this 672-nucleotide messenger RNA. The record is from the annotation of a GenBank genome assembly. NCBI's taxonomy places the organism in Eukaryota, Metazoa, Nematoda, Chromadorea, Rhabditida, Thelaziidae.